Molecule: messenger RNA, 3032 nt
Organism: Manduca sexta (tobacco hornworm)
Lineage: Eukaryota; Metazoa; Arthropoda; Insecta; Lepidoptera; Sphingidae
Gene: D12
Biological process (GO): regulation of transcription by RNA polymerase II; chromatin remodeling
Cellular component (GO): NuA4 histone acetyltransferase complex
Molecular function (GO): histone binding
Source: RefSeq, a predicted model, not a curated record
AUUUAAAAAAUGGCAAUCGAAAGGAAAGGAACGCAUUCGGAACAAGUUGUAUGAAUGAAUCGGCUGUUGACCUUUUCACUGUCAGAUACGGAAAUUGGUUAAUUUUGUAAUUGUUUUGUAAAAAAAUACUAAAAAGAACUCACCCACUCAACGGAGCUGUGAAUAAUUGUGAUAAAAAUAACAUAAGUGGAAAUUUCUUACGUAAAUUAUAGGUGAAAAGUGUAGAAACGGAACAGCGACCAGUUAAAUCAGUUUUAACGACGCGGUCAGGGCGGGACUGGUUUUUCACUGUAGAAACCUACGAAAAUGGACAACAAAGAGGAAUAUCACGAUCCUGACUAUCCGGAGGCACCGGUCUGCGUGAAGGAAGAGCCUCCGAUCGAGUCCGAGGAGGAAAAAGUGGAGAAAAUCAAAGAAAUCAUCAGGCGGGAAUUUUCAAAUGAACUUGAAAUAAGAGAUGAAGUAAUGCUUUUAGAUCAGAGGAUGACGUCGUCACGUCGUCUCCUCCACCGGCUACGCUACGCCAUAGUGAACAGUUACUACAAUGAACUCAAAUUGCAAAUAACAAAUGGAAAAAUACAGGAUGAAAUUGCUGGUCAAGAUCCCAGAGCUAAAGCUGCGACAUCAUCAUUGCUGAGGGAAGGUCAGAGUAAUAUUCACCCGUCACUGAAGAAACUUCUGGGCAAAAAAACUGCAGACCUGUCAGAGAUAUUCAAGACCAGGGCGCCGAGGAACAAAACCAGGAAGGACUACUCUGCAAUGCUCCAGAAACGCAACUACACAAUAUCAGCUGAUGCGACGAAGACGCUCAGACCGGACAGAAUGGGCGAUGACUCUGAGCCGUGUAGCAGCCGGCCCAGGAAGAUACCGCGGCACCUGGAACCAAAAUCCAGGAACGUGCUCACACUGGAUGAGAGCACAAGGAACCAGAUGAAACAUCGCUAUAGGAUUAUUAUAGGCAACACGUCUAAGUACGCGCCAGCGGAGUCGGAAGCGGACCGCUCGACGCACAAGUGGCUGCUUUACGUGCGCGGGCCGCAGCGCGAGCCGGACGUGUCGCCGCUCGUCACCGCCGUCACCGUGCGGCUGCACCACUCGUACGCGCCGCACCACACCGUGCAUCUCACGUGACAAGCCCCGUUCCAUAUAACGCGGCGCGGGUGGGGUGAGUUCCCGGCGCGGGUGGAGUUGCACUUCGCGCUGCCUCAGCGGAACCGGCCUGCGCUCGUGCACCACACCAUCAAGCUGGACACAAGCUGCACUGGAGUACAGACUUUGGGAGCCGAAACGUUAGUUGAUGUUUGGUUGUACAGUACGCCAGAGAUGUUGAAAUAUGAGUACAAAGAGGAUCUAGAAACUUUCCCACUGAAAGAAGAAACACAAGACACACAAAGAGCCAUACAAACACAAGUUAUAGAAAAAAUUCAGCCGAAGAUCGAGCCACCAGAACAAGAACCGUUCGAAGACAGCUACGAUGCACAAACGUACAGUCAUACAGACAAUUGGCUGGACUUCUUCAGUAAAGAACCAAAAGAACUUGACGUGGACGAGAUGAUUAUUAAACCCGAGAAGAAAAUAGAAGAAACUAUUGAUUUAGACAGUCUAAUAGAAGGAAACGUUAUAUCUAAAUGUGCGGAGGAUUGUGUCGUCAAAUGUGAACCAGAUUGGUUGCAGAACUACGAGGAUAGCAGCACUGAAGAGGUUCCGAAGGAAAUUCUAAAUCAACCAACAUUACCCAAGAAGAGAAUAGUGAAAUACAUUGAACCUACUACAGGAAAAAUAUAUUAUUUAGAAAUGGAUCGAAAUUUAGACCUAAGUACGGUCCAGGAAAUAGUUAUAAACAACACUACCGCUAAAAUAAGCCCAAUAAAAUCAAACGGAAUGAAGAAUCCUAUAAAAAAGAAGACUGGUGUAUCACUACUCAAACCUGAAUUAAAAUGUUUGUUGAAAAGUGAAAAUGCUCUUAAAAAUGAGAUGAGACAUACAAAUUUGACACAUAUAGAAAACGACCAUUGUUACUUGGCCACGCCAAUGAGGGGAGACGAAAGUGCUGAUGUGAAAGUUAAGAAAGAGAAGUCGUUGUACGAAUACUUAUGUUCAGUUAUGUAUAGGUUCCAGUGCAUUAGGGCAGCUGUAAAUUUUUUACUAAAAAAAAUCCCACUCAUCAGCGACCAGGCGCGGGAUCCGGAUUUUGUGAAAUAUUUCCCUUUUGUAGUCGAGAGCUACGAGAAGUAUUGGAAAAUGGAUUUCGCUAAGAGAAGAAACAUCGAAUGGUCCAGGGCGAAGUUAAUAAACCGAAUUUUGUCACUUCAUCACCCACAAGCCGACUGCGUGUGGAGAACGAAACAGAUCAUCGUCUUCUCGCGUCUGCACGGUCACCAUCCCAUCAGGAACGAGUGUUUAUCCCAAAGAGCAGACACUAACGACUGGUCCUCGUGGAACGAAGUCAUCAAUAUCCGCCAAAGCGAGACGAAAAUCAAACAGAUAUAUCCGAAAGUGACGGAUAUUACGACACUGUCAAUUUUCCGACCAGAAGAUUACGAGAUGUCGGAGCUGGUUAGUCUUUCGGAUUCUGAAGAUGAAAUCGACGUAGUCGAGGCCAGGUCGCCACCUAGGGUGGUGAAAGAGGCACCCAAGGAAGAGGUUCUGCCGAUAUUGCCGGUGGAAGACGAGGAUGACCGACUCAGAUUCUUGUAUGUGGAGAAGAAAUGUGCUGAUAUUGGCAUCGAUUUAAGAUGCGAGGAUGUUGGCAACGGAUAUUUUUAUAGUGCUGUACAUGCAGUGUUGCUGUCUGCUAUGAAAUGCUUCGCAGAAGAGCUGUUGAGAAGUGCGUUGGCUUCGAAGUUGACGCAAGACGCCAGCGAACACGCCGUACCUGCGAUAUGGGCUGGGUCGUCGUCUUCUCGCACGGUGGUGAGCCUGGAGCACGUGUACGGCGCGCUGCACAACCCGCGGUUACACUCGCUCGCCGCCAAGGACCUCGGCACCACCAAGAAAAACACCACCUCACUAUAAUAUACCGCCUACCAUAC